This is a messenger RNA of Paraphaeosphaeria sporulosa, 1764 nucleotides long. Its product is annotated as ankyrin. Gene Ontology annotation, molecular function: zinc ion binding; DNA-binding transcription factor activity, RNA polymerase II-specific; protein binding. Lineage: Eukaryota; Fungi; Ascomycota; Dothideomycetes; Pleosporales; Didymosphaeriaceae. Gene Ontology annotation, biological process: regulation of DNA-templated transcription. The record is from RefSeq and is a predicted model, not a curated record. The coding region runs from base 1 to 1764 and encodes 587 amino acids. The transcript is spliced from 4 exons.
AUGUCUUUCCAUCAGCCUGGUACGCCAGAGACCAUGUUUCCACUUGCACUAGCGCCUCGUAUGGUUUCAACUUUCCCAUUACAUGAUAACAGAGUCGCACCGGGACCGGCAGUGAACUCAUCGCGAACUUUACUACCAGGUCUCACCAGUCACACCGUAGGCACUGGUGAGGUCGCUGUACCACGGAAGAAACGUCGGUUGGAUUACAUCAAGUGCGAGAGCUGUCGGAAAGAUAAGCAAAAGUGUUUGCCUACAGAUCGUAAAUGGCCGCAGCGCUGCGAUCGAUGCGUUGAAAGACAUCUUCCAUGCUCAGAGGGCGAUCGAGCGCAACGCUGCCGCAAGUCUCCUCGACCAACAGCGACUGCACCAUUAUUGCCCAUAGCAUGCAAUGUCGAACAGGAGGCUGAAGAGUGGGCUUUCCUCCAAAUGUUCCGCGCAAUCGUACUGCCAGCCAUCAACUACCUCAAGUCACUUGAGGGAACCAUGAGGAAGCACUUUUUUCUGUACGGCACAACUCAUUCUUCUCACCAUCGUGAAUUCGAAACCUUCCUGCAACGCCUCGACUCUGAGAUAUCGCGAGGUGUUGAGGGCACGGGAUCUCUGGGAAUUCCUACCUCAUACCGCUCGUCGUUAUGCGUCCUUCCUUCCGGAGGUUAUACUGCUCUUCCACUUACACAAGCAACGUCCACCACACCUGAUGACGUUGAGGAUUGCUUAGGCCGUAAUGCGCUCAUCCGUUCCGUUGACUAUCUAGAUGACGAGGCCGCCUUCUCCAGAGUCCGCCAAUUCUUGGUCUCCGACCGUCCUACAGAAUGUGACGAAGCCUAUGACAGGGUAAUAUCGGGAAUCAAUCAUCAAGAUAUACUAGGUCGUUCAAUCUUGCACGUCGCCUGUCAAAAUAGGAACGCCCCGCUCGUGGAACUAUUGUUAAAUCGAGGUGCUUUACCCGAUACGCGCACAAUCCGCGGUGCCAUGCCUUUACAUCUGGCAGCUGCAGCCGAAUCCCUCGUUAUUUGCAGGAUACUAAUAAAGGACUACAACCAAAAUGUCAACCCGAUCGACGAGUUCGGACGUACUCCCUUGUUCUACACAAGAAGACAUGAUGAGGUGGCGCAAUUCCUCAAGCUCAGCACGUUAGAGCUGACAAGCAAAUUGCACGUGGCCAUCGAUGAAGGCGAUCUGGCAGCCGUACAGCACACGCUCAGCUUGGGGGCGGAUCCCACCUCCACGUCCGGCACCGACUCUCGAUCAACCUUGGAGAAAGCCAUUGUUCGCGGCGAUCUACCUCUGCUACAGAUUCUCGGCGAUUGCCCUCUCACCAAAGUCAAUGUUCCCACCAGUCAACACCGUACGCCGUUCUUAGAAGCAGUGGCUCGCAAUUUCACACCAGGGGUUGAAUACUUUGUGCAACGUCAGGAUGUCGACGUCAAUGCCACAAAUGUACGUGGAAUCACGCCACUUAUUGAAGCUACAUCUCAAUUUUCAAUUGAGAUAAUCAAUCUUCUGCUGUCGCGGAAAGAUCUCAAAGUCAACAAACGUGCUCCUACAGGGAGAACUGCCCUGAUGAUAGCAGUCGAAUAUGGCGAAGGCGACAUCGUGAAAAGGCUUUUGCAACGAGCUGAUGUUGAUGUCUUCGUCCGCGGAGGUAGCAUGGGGCGAACGGCUGUAGAACUAGCCAGGGCAGGUAAUCACCUCGAGACUGUGCUCAUCUUGGAGGCGUGGGCUGCACAGAAAGGGAUGGAAGGUAGCUUGAACGCUCUCUAA